Lampris incognitus (smalleye Pacific opah) is the source of this 3720-nucleotide messenger RNA. RefSeq names its product kelch-like family member 43 (gene klhl43). Gene Ontology annotation, cellular component: nucleus; cytoplasm. Bases 581 to 2662 code for a protein of 693 amino acids. Gene Ontology annotation, molecular function: protein binding. The record is from RefSeq and is a predicted model, not a curated record. NCBI's taxonomy places the organism in Eukaryota, Metazoa, Chordata, Actinopteri, Lampriformes, Lampridae. The transcript has 7 exons.
CAGACAGAGGACAGAGGGAAGCAGCCAAAGAGGAAAAGAGAGCAACCCGUGAGAGAAAAUCAACAAAGCCAAAGAAAGAAAGAAAGAAAGGAAGGAAGAGAGAGAAAACCCUGAGAGAGAAACUGAAAGAGAAAGGAACGGAGGAGUGAACAACCUACUGAACAGAGAGCGAUAAGAGAGGUGCUGCAUUGGUGUUGCACUGAAACUAAACCACCCUUCAACACCAUCACCGCCACCUUCACACACCAGCGUCAAUCUCUGUCAAUCUGCCCCAUCUCUGAUUGUCUCUGUCUAAAGCAGAGAGCGCACAUCUACACCAUCACAACCAGUCAGUCUGUCUGUUGUUUCAGAGUGCUUGUCGUUUUUUCUUCUGUCUGUGAAAGGAAGUCAGUUCUUAUCGCAAGUGUCAGGAAACUGAAGUGUGUCACUUUGUUGAUCAGUUGGUUUGCUAGCAAGUGGGCCAGUGUCCUUGUCUGUCAACUUAACAUCAUCUUUAGAAACCCACUGCCCCACAGAAACCUUUAAUCAAAGUUUAAAAAGAAAGAAAGAAACACAGAAAACCCCCCCCCCACAAAACACCAUGGCCCCCAAGAAGAAGGCUUCACGUCAGAAAAAGGUCACCGUGGACACCCAGGUCACCUUGGAGACAACUGCCAACAACCCGCUGAAGGUGGAGAGCCGCGGUGACGGUGUGGUGGUGGUGGAGAGCCGGGCGAAGAAGAUUGAGCAGAUGGCGGAGCUGGACAUCGUUCAGCUCAACAGCCUCAACCUUCCCCUGCCGCCGCCCAUUAUCAAGCCCGGAGAGAAAGGCCUGGGCCUGGGCAGCGAGCUGACCCGACCCCUGCAUGGCAACGCGCUCCUGGAAGAACUGAGCAAGAUGCGCCAGGAGAGGUUCCUGACUGAUUUGGAACUGGCCUGUAAGACCAAAUCCUUUGACGUACAUAAACUGGUCAUCUCCUCCAUCAGCCAAUACUUCAGAGAGAUUCUGGCCAAAGACCCUGGGAUGAAGCGCCUGGAGCUCCCCUCUCUCUCUCCACUAGGCCUUGCCAAUGUGAUCACCUUCGCCUAUCUGGGUCGGGUCCACAUGUCCCUCUACACCAUCGGAUGCACGGUGUCGGCAGCAGCCACCCUGCAGAUCCCCCAGCUCCUCAAGAUGUGCAUGGACUUCCUGCUGGCUGAGCUCAACAUCCAGACCUGUGUCUACAUCUGGAACAUUGCCGCUGCCUACAGCCUGUUGUCUGUGCGUGACGCCGCCCGCCGCUUUGUCCUGGAGAACUUCUUGCAGUUCUCUGAGACACCACUGUUCACCCAGCUGACCCUGGAGCAGAUCUCUGCCUUCUUGCAGGACGACGCACUUGUCCUGCCCUCAGAACUUGCCGCCUUCCAGCUGGCCAUGAAGUGGUUGGAUUUUGACCCCCUGCGGCAGGUGCACGCCGCUGAACUCCUGUCCCAUGUGCGCUUCGAGACCAUCCCUGCCAGCGAGCUGGUGAGCCAGAUCCAGCCGGUGGCCCGCAUGAUGCUGGACCCUCAGUGUCACCGCCUAUUGGUGGAUGCCAUGAACUACCACCUGCUGCCCUACCAGCAGAACACCCUGCAGUCCCGACGCACACAGGUCCGAGGGGGGCAGCCCACCCUGCUCACCAUCGGGGGGCGCCCCUCCAUUACCGAACGCGCCCUCAGCCGCGAGGUGCUGUGGAGAGACCCCAGGGAUGGAGGGGCCACUUGGCGCCAUUUGUCCCAGCUUCCUGCCAAGAGCUUCAACCAAUGUGUUGCUGUGAUGGAUGGCUUCCUGUACGUGGCAGGAGGAGAGGACCAGAACGACGCCCGCAACCAGGCCAAGCACGCCGUCAGUACCCUCAGCAGGUACGAUCCUCGCUUCAACACCUGGCUUCACCUGGCCAGCAUGCGCCAACGUCGCACUCACUUCUCCCUGGCGGCCGCCGGCGGCCGCCUGUUUGCCAUUGGCGGACGCAAUGUGGAGGGCCUGCUGGCCACCACUGAGAGCUACCUGCCCUCCUCCAACACCUGGCAGCUCCGUGCGCCCAUGGAGGUGCCACGCUGCUGCCACUCCAGCGCCACCCUGCCCUCCGGAGACAUCCUGGUGACUGGCGGCUACAUCAACUGCGCCUAUUCCCGCUCGGUGGCGUGCUACAACGUGGACACCGACUCCUGGACAGAGAAGGCCCCGUUGGAGACACCCCGCGGGUGGCACUGCUCCGCCACAUUGGGUGGUAAGGUGUACGUGGUGGGAGGGAGCCAGUUGGGACCUGGCGGGGAACGUGUGGAUGUGCUCUCCGUGGAGGUGUUCUCGCCAGAGAGUGGGACAUGGUGCCGCGCCGCCCCCCUGCCCCUUGGCGUGAGCACGGCCGGCUUGUCGCCCCUGGCCGAGAAGCUGUACCUGCUCGGUGGCUGGAACGAGGCGGAGAAGCGCUACAAGGCAGCCAUCCAGAAGUACGACCCGGCCACAGACAGCUGGUCCGCGGCGGAGGAUCUGCCUGAGCCGACGGUGGGUGUGUCCUGCUGCACCCUGACCCUCCCACCCCGCCAAACUCACCGCAGACAGCAGCACCGGAACACCCCAGCCCACGAGGAGCAGCCCCCACCUGCUAAGAAUAGGAGCAGAGAGAGCAGCAUGGCUCCCCUUCAGAUCACCACAGCCUAGAGAGACGGAGACGGAGAUGGAGAUGGGAAGAGAGAGAGAUGGAAUAGAUGUGAAACGAGGGAUGACGGGUGACUUUGCAAGAACAUCCAUGUGGUGUGUAAUACAAGGUCCAUUAGCAGACGAGAGAGAGGUGGAUAUAUGGUAGAGUGGGAGGAGAAAGGUAGGGGAUAACAGAGUGAAGAGCAGGUGGAGGCGCAGAAGAGAGGAGGGUGUCGGGAGGCAAAAAGUGCAGGAGCAGUGGCUAGUUUCUGCAGCGUAGCUUUGGUCAGCAGUUUCCAAAGAUGUGCCAUUGAGGUGAAAUGGUAAGCCGGUCUUUAAGCCCAGGUGAACACUUCACCAGCUGAUUUCACUAAACCAGUGGCCCUCAAUCAGAUCCUCAGGUACCACCAGUACUGCUGGGUUUUCUAUUCUGUCGGGUUGUUCCAGUUAUUCCAGCCUCAGGAAGCCGCGGGAAGCUUCUACACCUGGCUGAGGACCUGAUUGAGAACCAUUGCACUAAAUAGUUCCUCCCUCAAUGUUUGAGGUUGUGCUAAUUGGUAAAAACAGAUUUUGUAGUGUUUGGUUAAAAUGAAAACCAGUAUACUAUUGAUCCUGGAUGGGAUAUGGACUGUUAACCACCAAUAAAGGCUGAAUACUCUCUAGCAGAGUUGGAUCAAACAGGGCCUGUGUUAAUAACUACAGUCAAGAUGACUGUGAAUCCAUUAUGUGUACAAAGAUUAUUAGUGUAAAUUAGGUAAGGCAUACAAAGUGUAAUGGCUGUGUGUGUGUGUGUGUGUGCGUGUGUGUGUGUGUGUGUGUGUGUGUGUGCGUGCGUGCGUGCGUGCGUGCGUGUGUGUAUGGAGUAUUGCUUGUUGCAGAGUGAAUGAUAAGAGUGUAUGGCUGUUAGGUAAUGAGCCAUUUUGACAAAGGUCCCAUGUGGUACAAAGGUACCAAUGCCAUUAAUACCGUUUUGCAUCAACCAACGUUCAGGCAUUUUUCAUGACGCCACAUCAGCAAUUAACAUACUGUGUGUAAUGUAUUAUUUAUUUUCUGUAUAUCGUUUUGCCAGAGGUAGACGA